This is a messenger RNA of Miscanthus lutarioriparius, 639 nucleotides long. Lineage: Eukaryota; Viridiplantae; Streptophyta; Magnoliopsida; Poales; Poaceae. The record is from the annotation of a GenBank genome assembly.
AUGGCAGCGACCAGGGCGUCCCCGCUGCUGAUCUUGCUGCUCAUCAUCCAGCUGAACUUGCUCUUCCACCUCCCCGACUCCUCCUCCAUCACCGCCCUCGCACAACCACAGCAACAGAUCAGCAGCGUCGGCAUGCAACAUCGCCAGCCUGUGCUGGUGCAGUCGACGUGCAACUCCACGAGCUUCUACGACGUCUGCAUCGCCGCGCUCGCCGCCGACCCGUCCAGCUCCACCGCCGACGUCCCGGGCCUCUGCGCUAUCGCCGUCUCCGCCGCGGCUGCCAACGCUUCCGGCACCGCGGCGUUCCUCGGCAACGCCAGCGACGCCGCGGCGACCCCCGACGCGGACCGCGCUCUGCUCCGCACCUGCGCCGGCAAGUACGCCGCCGCGCGCGACGCGCUGCUGCAGGCUCGGGCGUCCCUAGCCGAGCAGGCCUACGACUACGCCUUCGUGCACGUCAGCGCCGCCGACGAGUACCCCGCCGUGUGCCGGACGCUGUUCCGGCGCCAGCAGCAGCAGAAGCAGCGGGGAGCGAGGCCGUACCCGCCGGAGCUGCCCAAGAGGGAGGAGGCGCUGCGGAGGCUCUGCACCAUCGCACUCGACAUCAUCUCCCUGCUGCAAAAUCAGGAGCCCCAGUAA